GCACGGUCACAUGGAGCAGCAGACUAGCCAGGCUGUAGGCUAGAGGUGACUCUAAAUGCGAACAACAGGGAGAAAAAGAAACACAUUAGUCGAGUUUUUGCAAAAAAAGGGCCUCGACUCAGGAAAAAGGCCCAGAGUUUUCACCUGGAAACCUGUUUUAAUCAACCAAUGUAGAGUUAUUGGAUGUCACAACAAACAUGUGUUCACUGACAGCGAAUGUGACCCGGAUGUCAGCGCUACCUGCUACUUAUAAAGGUUGUUUGGACUCUCUUGGCUGAUAAGUUUGAACAAAAGCCUUUUCAAUCUGCAUGAGGAAGCAACAAGAGCACCUUGGACCCGUGCCAGAAAACAAACCAAGAUGGAGCCGUCCGAUCAAAAGCACUUCCAAGUGGCAGACUAUGUUGUGUUUGCUCUUUUGCUGGCAGCCUCUGCAGGCAUCGGGCUGUACUACGCCCUGUCUGGGGGGCGGCAGCGCACCACGCAGGAGUUCUUGAUGGCAGACAGGAACAUGCGAUGCCUUCCCGUCUCCCUCUCGCUCAUCGCCUCCUUCCAGUCGGCAGUGGCCAUCAUCGGCGUCCCGGCUGAGAUUUACACUCAUGGCACCCAGUACUGGUUCAUCGGCUGCGCUUACAUCCUAGGGCUUUUAAUUCCUGCUCAUGUUUUCAUUCCAGUGUUGUACAGACUACGACUCUCCAGUGUUUACCAGUAUCUGGAGCUGCGGUUCAACAAAGCAGUACGCAUCUGUGGAACUCUAACAUUUAUCUUUCAAAUGGUUGUCUAUAUGGGUGUUUGUGUGUACACCCCUGCUUUCGCACUGAAUGCAGCCACUGGAUUCCAGCUGUGGGGAACAGUGUUAGCAACUGGACUAGUCUGCACUUCAUACACAACAAUGGGCGGCUUGAAGGCUGUCAUCUGGACGGACGUCUUUCAGACGGUGGUGAUGUUCGCCGGUCAGCUUGCUGUCAUCAUUGUGGGAGUACAGCGGACCGGGGGGGUGUCUGAGGUGUGGAGGAAAGUGAAGGAGGGAAACCGAAUAUCUGGACUGGACUUAAACCCGGAUCCUACAGAGAGACACACCUUCUGGACUCUGGGGGUGGGAGGGGUCUUCCUCAUGCUGUCCCUGUAUGGAGUGAACCAGGCUCAGGUCCAAAGAUAUCUCAGCGCGCGCUCAGAGAGAGAAGCUGUGAGGUCGUGCUACAUGGUGUUUCCUUCCCUUCAGCUGGCUCUGGCUCUCAGCUGUGUCAUGGGUCUGGUCAUGUUUGCUCGUUACUGUGGAGAGGACUUUUCUGAGAAGCUGGGAAGCUCUUCUCGAGACGCAAUGGUGAUAUACUUUGUGAUGGACAUGCUGCAAGGCCUGCCCGGACUGCCGGGACUGUUUAUCGCCUGUUUGUUCAGUGCGGCUCUAAGCACCAUCUCCUCUGCCUUCAACUCUCUGGCUACCGUGACGAUGGAGGAUCUCAUCAAACCACAUUUUCCAUCCAUGUCCGAAGCGAGAGCGACGCUGGUGUCCAAAGCUUUGGCGCUGUCCUACGGGCUGCUCUGUCUGGCCAUGGCUUACCUCACUCACCUGAUGGGGGACUCGGUGUUACUGGUAGCUUUAAAGAUCUUUGGGAUGGUCGGUGGACCGAUCCUCGGCCUGUUUUGUCUCGGCAUGUUCUUCCCAUGUGCCAACUCCAUUGGUGCAGUGGCUGGUCUGGGUGCAGGUCUGGGCUUCGCUUUCUGGGUCGGCAUCGGAAGCAUCGUCACUCACAGCUCUGGAGCAAAACGCCUGCCGCCCAGCUGUCACGUCAACGCAACGACCGCCAUUCAGACAGCUCUCACCAACGUAACAAGCCGCCCCACCGGCCUGCAGAGGUUUUACUCUUUGUCCUACAUGUGGUACAGCGCGUUCAACUGCCUAACCGUCAUUCUUAUCGGGCUGAUCAUCAGCUUCCUCACUGGCCCAAUGAAAGAAGAGGAGGCAACACCUGGAACACUCUAUCCCUUAUUAGGAAAACUGCUUUGUUUUCUGCCUGAACAUCUGAAAAAGAAGCUCUGCUGUGUGACUCCUCUGAUACAGUCUACUCCAACUCCACAAAGGCUUCAUUCAAGCAAAGAAAGAAAUGGCGCCGCCUCUAUGGGACACAUGCCAUCUCAGGAGCAGACUCAGGGGUUCCUUUCAGAGACCGACUCCCCGGUCAUUGAGUAUGAAACAGCCGUGUAACGUCGACCUGAUCUCCCACAGGAGGCUGUGCCCCCCCCCCCCCCCCCCCCCCCCACCC
Cyprinodon tularosa is the source of this 2261-nucleotide messenger RNA. It is a transcript of the gene slc5a6b, whose product is annotated as solute carrier family 5 member 6. Gene Ontology annotation, molecular function: sodium-dependent multivitamin transmembrane transporter activity. Gene Ontology annotation, cellular component: membrane. The transcript is spliced from 16 exons. Gene Ontology annotation, biological process: pantothenate transmembrane transport; biotin transport; sodium ion transport. Lineage: Eukaryota; Metazoa; Chordata; Actinopteri; Cyprinodontiformes; Cyprinodontidae. The coding region runs from base 359 to 2203 and encodes 614 amino acids. The record is from RefSeq and is a predicted model, not a curated record.